This is a messenger RNA of Eimeria mitis, 1809 nucleotides long. RefSeq lists its product as uncharacterized. The coding region runs from base 1 to 1809 and encodes 602 amino acids. Lineage: Eukaryota; Apicomplexa; Conoidasida; Eucoccidiorida; Eimeriidae. The transcript has 3 exons. The record is from RefSeq and is a predicted model, not a curated record.
AUGAUGGCCCUGUCGGAUCCUGCUGCGCCUCCUCUGUGGUCUGCUGCAGUUGUUCGUGCUGCAACGCACACGGACGCCGUAGAAAGCACGCGAGGUAUUCACUCCCUAAUGCUGCUCCAACAACAACAGCAGCAACAACAACAGCAGCAGCAACAGCUGCAACAAUCACGCAUCAUCUUCCAACACUACGUGGGUCCCCACAAUCAAGAGCAGCCGCAGCAGUGCCACCAGCAAUUGCAGCACAACCUCAGCAGACAGGCACUGCUGCUGCUGAGGAGUGCAGCUAAAACCGCAUCUGACUCGCCUUCACCUUCCCUUUCUGGGAAAGGGGUCAUGGGAACCCUCCAAGGGGGCCCACCGUGGGGCCCCCCUUCCCCCGUACCUGCAGGGAAGGAGGAAAACAAUGCCGUGACGCUACAUCUGUUGGGCGAGGUAGAGCGUAGCAGCAGCCGCAGCAGCAGUAGUAGCAGUAAUAGCUCUCUCCCGCUGAUAAUUGAAACUUCAAAUGACUCCAGCAGUGACUCGGAACACGAUGACGACUGGGCAGAGUUGACACUGGAGGAAUCGGACGAUAAUGAUCAGGCUAGCUGCCACGUCCCGCCUCCUCCUACGCAGCAGGAACAAGGAGACUUUCGCCUGCUGCCUGCUACUGUGAGGCCGUUCGCCGUUUCCAGGCACCGAAAGGCACAAGAGGCACCAAAGCAGGAAGUCGGAGUUGUCUCGGAUGCAGUUUACGAACUCCCUAGGGGCCCUGGAACGGGAGGCAGUCUACCCAGCCAGUUCGCACGACCAGCUGCAGCGCAGCAAGAGCAGCAGAAGCAGCAGCAGCAGAGUUUCUCGUUCGUGCGGGGCUUAGCUACAGCCCUCCGGGAGCGCAUUUUUGACGGCAUUAGAAGGGAUCCUCAGGAGAAAUCCGAGAGACAGGCCCAAGAGGAAGCAGCCGUUUCAAGACAAGAAGAGUCAGCAGCUGCAGCGGCAGCUGCUGCUGCUGUUGCGGAGACACCUGGAAUCGUUGCGCUACAGAUGGAAUUGCUGCACCUGUCGAGGGAGGAACGGCGACAAAGGAGACGGCAGACGACGACCCCGAAGCACAGAUCCUCAGCACCGGUCUCCUCAAACAGUAGCAUUAGCGAUAGCAGCAGUACCAGCGGGACCCCCAGAACAGGCAGCAGCAGCUGUAGCAGCAGCUGCAGCAGCUGCUGCAGGAGCAGCUGCAGGAGCAGCUGCAGGAGCAGCGGCUGGAGCAGGAGUGCCAGAGGGCGGCUACGGAGUGCGCGGAUGCGCAUUUCGUCAAACAGUUCCCCCAGUCUGAAGUGUACAGACACCGCAGGAACGCGAACAGUCCGCCGCUGCACCUCUGUCCCCACUUUUGCUGCUUCAUACACGUCUGUCUCGUUAACUGUGGACGAACAGGAACUGCUGCACAAAGGGAAAGCAGGAAGCAAACGAGCUUCCCGGGCAAAGCCUUUUCUGCAUGCAGAGGACAGGUCAGCGCUCCGCCCCUUGAAUGCAAGGGAUACAGGAGCAGUAGACCAAAGAACUAAAGCAGUUGCAACAGCUGGAGAAGUGGAAACUGUAUCAUCCCGUCCCUCAGAUGCCCGCACUGCAGUGACGGAUCCCGCGUGCAUGCAGUGCACUGGCGCAGAAGGCGCUGCUUCCCCCGUUGUAGUUGAGCGAGGACGUCUGCAACGGGAACAACGGGCUCUGGAUGCUGCUGCUGUGCUGCAGCAGGAGAGAGAAAGGCAAGAGAUGCAGCGUAACGUGCUGUGGUGGUUUGCAAAUGACAUAUUGAUGCCUUAUGCGUUGUAA